GUGACGGAUGCUCAAAAGUUCAGAAGUUUUCCCAAUGCUUCCUUAAGCGGCCGGCGCGCGAGAGACUGAAAAAAAGGUGACGCGGGGCCCGGGAAGGCGGCCGGCGCGCUGCCCCCCGCCCCUGGUAUUUGGCCGCCUUCGCCGGCGGCUCAGGGCAGAGUCUCCUGGAAGGCGCAGGCAGUGUGGCGAGAAGGGCGCCUUCUUGUUUUUAUAGUUUUGACUGUUCUGCCGUUUUCGCCUGGAAGUUGCUCCGCGGGUUCCUCCAAGGCCGUUUGCCGCGUCCACGUCCGGCCCUCUUCCCUAGCACGGACCCCGAAGUGGCCCGAGGCGCCCCAAGAGCUCGAUCAAGCGCAGGCAGAGGCCGCGCGCGGCCGGCGGCUUCGGGAGGCGGCGGCGGCCGAGCCCGACUCAGCGCGGCGGCCCGGCACCAGCUCUGUGGGGCCCGGACUCGGACUGGGCAGCCGGCGCGGCGUGGCCGGCCUAGGGAGGGUGGGGGGCGGCGGGAGGCGCGGGGCGGCGGCGGCGAGCGGGGGCCAUGCAGGCGCGCUACUCCGUGUCCAGCCCCAACUCCCUGGGAGUGGUGCCCUACCUUGGCGGAGAGCAGAGCUACUACCGCGCCGCGGCGGCGGCGGCCGGGGGCGGCUACACAGCCAUGCCGGCCCCCAUGAGCGUGUACUCGCACCCGGCGCACGCCGAGCAGUACCCGGGCGGCAUGGCCCGCGCUUAUGGGCCCUACACGCCGCAGCCACAGCCCAAGGACAUGGUGAAGCCACCCUAUAGCUACAUCGCGCUCAUCACCAUGGCUAUCCAGAACGCCCCGGACAAGAAGAUCACCCUCAACGGCAUCUACCAGUUCAUCAUGGACCGCUUCCCUUUCUAUCGGGACAAUAAACAAGGCUGGCAGAACAGCAUUCGUCACAACCUCUCCCUGAACGAGUGCUUCGUCAAGGUGCCCCGCGACGACAAGAAACCCGGCAAGGGCAGCUACUGGACGCUGGACCCGGACUCGUACAACAUGUUCGAGAACGGCAGCUUCCUCCGGCGACGGCGGCGCUUCAAGAAGAAGGACGCGGUGAAGGACAAGGAGGAGAAGGACCGGCUGCACCUCAAGGAGCCGCCGCCGCCGCAGCCGGGUCGCCAGCCCCCGCCCGCGCCGCCGGAGCAGGCCGACGGCGCCGCGCCCGGACCGCAGCCGCCGCCAGUGCGCAUUCAGGACAUCAAAACCGAGAACGGUACGUGCCCCUCGCCGCCCCAGCCCCUGUCCCCAGCCGCCGCCCUGGGCAGCGGCAGCGCCGCCGCGGUGCCCAAAAUCGAAAGCCCCGACAGCAGUAGCAGCAGCCUGUCGAGUGGGAGCAGCCCCCCGGGCAGCCUGCCUUCCGCGCGGCCACUGAGCCUGGACGGCGCGGAGCCCGCGCAGCCGCCGCCGCCCGCCCAGCCCGCGCCGCCUCCGCCGCACCACAGUCAGGGCUUCAGCGUGGACAACAUCAUGACAUCGCUUCGGGGGUCGCCGCAGGGUGCGGCCGCGGAGCUCAGCUCAGGCCUCCUGGCCUCGGCAGCCGGGUCCUCGCGCUCCGGCAUCGCACCCCCGCUGGCGCUUGGCGCCUACUCGCCUGGCCAGAGCUCUCUCUACAGCUCCCCCUGCAGCCAGAGCUCCAGCGCCGGCAGCUCUGGCGGGGGCAGCGGCGGAGGGGGCGGCGGCGGCGGCGGCGCGGCGGGCGCCGGAACCUACCACUGCAACCUGCAGGCCAUGAGCCUGUACGCGGCCGGAGAGCGCGGCGGCCACUUGCAGGGCGCGCCGGGGGGCGCGGGCGGCUCGGCGGUGGACGACCCCCUGCCCGACUACUCUCUGCCCCCAGUCACCAGCAGCAGCUCCUCGUCCCUGAGUCACGGCGGCGGGGGCCAGGAGACCGGCCACCACCCUGCGGCCCACCAAGGCCGCCUCACCUCGUGGUACCUGAACCAGGCGGGCGGAGACCUGGGCCACUUGGCGAGCGCGGCGGCGGCGGCGGCGGCCGCGGGCUAUCCGGGCCAGCAGCAGAACUUCCACUCUGUGCGGGAGAUGUUCGAGUCACAGAGGAUCGGCUUGAACAACUCUCCGGUGAACGGGAAUAGUAGCUGUCAGAUGGCCUUCCCUUCCAGCCAGUCUCUGUACCGCACGUCCGGGGCUUUCGUCUACGACUGUAGCAAGUUUUGACACCCCCGAACCCCCCUCCAGAGUCGGACUGAAUGGAACCCUAAAGCAGGAACAGCCAAAAGAACCAUCAAUGCAAAAUCGAAACCAAAAAAAAGAAGAAAAAGAAAUCCAAUUAAAAACAAAAAACAAAAAAACCUUGAAAAACAUUCACCAAACCAGCGAACAGAAUCCCUCCAAAAAUUCAACUCACCAGCACAAAGAAAAUUAUUUUCUUAAAAGAUUCAGAGCCACCUUCACUUUGCCUUAUCUAAAUAAACAAAACAGUAAACUAUUUUGUACAGAGACAGCAAAAUCAUGGUUUAUUAAAGGACAGUGUUACUCCAGAUAACACGUAAGUUUCUUCUUGCUUUUCAGAGAUCACGCUUUUCUCCCUUCUCUCCCAUUUCCCUGCCCUUCUUUUUCCUCCACCUCUCACCUGUAAGAUAUUUUAUCCUAUGUUGAAAGGAGGGGGAAAGUCCCCAUAUAUGAAAAUCGCUUUCUUUUUAUUCAUGGACUUGUUUUAAAAUGUAAAUUGCAACAUAGUAAUUUAUUUUUAAUUUGUAGUUGGAUGUCGUGGACCAAACGCCAGAAAGUGUUUCCAAAACCUGACGUUAAAUUGCCUGAAACUUUAAAUUGUGCUUUUUUUUUUCAUUAUAAAAAGGGAAACUGUAUUAAUCUUAUUCUAUCAUCUUUUUUUCCUUUUUGUUGAACAUAUUCAUUGUUUGUUUAUUAAUAAAUUACCAUUCAGUUUGAAUGAGAACUAUAUGUCUGGAUACUUUAAUACAGCCGUAAUUAUUAUAAGAAAAAAGAUUUCAGAUUGAAAGACUAGAAAUGACCUAUUCUCCAAAAAGCUGAAAAAUGGAGGAACCCUGUGACUAUUCCUUGUCAAACUUCACAUGAAAGUCUCUUUUUGUUUAGAUUUUUUUUCCUGCAGCAUCUUCUGCAAAAUGUACUAUAUAGUCAGCUUGCUUUGUGGCUA
This is a messenger RNA of Lontra canadensis (Northern American river otter), 3152 nucleotides long. RefSeq names its product forkhead box C1 (gene FOXC1). The record is from RefSeq and is a predicted model, not a curated record. Gene Ontology annotation, molecular function: DNA-binding transcription factor activity, RNA polymerase II-specific; RNA polymerase II cis-regulatory region sequence-specific DNA binding. The transcript has a single exon. NCBI's taxonomy places the organism in Eukaryota, Metazoa, Chordata, Mammalia, Carnivora, Mustelidae. Gene Ontology annotation, biological process: anatomical structure morphogenesis; regulation of transcription by RNA polymerase II; cell differentiation. Bases 536 to 2194 code for a protein of 552 amino acids.